AUGAGACAGAAGUGUGUGGGAGACGAGCUCUCACUCCGUCACAGAGACCACAACGAGCUCUCACUCCGUCACAGAGACCGCAACGAGCUCUCACUCCGUCACAGAGACCACAACGAGCUCUCACUCCGUCACAGAGACCGCAACGAGCUCUCACUCCGUCACAGAGACCGCAACGAGCUCUCAAUCCGUCACAGAGACCGCAACGAGCUCUCACUCCGUCACAGAGACCGCAACGAGCUCUCACUCCGUCACAGAGACCGCAACGAGCUCUCACUCCGUCACAGAGACCGCAACGAGCUCUCACUCCGUCACAGAGACCGCAACGAGCUCUCACUCCGUCACAGAGACCACAACGAGCUCUCACUCCGUCACAGAGACCGCAACGAGCUCUCACUCCGUCACAGAGACCGCAACGAGCUCUCACUCCGUCACAGAGACCGCAACGAGCUCUCACUCCGUCACAGAGACCGCAACGAGCUCUCACUCCGUCACAGAGACCGCAACGAGCUCUCACUCCGUCAGAGAGACCACAACGAGCUCUCACUCCGUCACAGAGACCACAACGAGCUCUCACUCCAGACCACAACGAGCUCUCACUCCGUCACAACGACCACGACGAGCUCUCACUCCGUCACAGAGACCACAACGAGCUCUCACUCCGUCACAGAGACCACAACGAGCUCUCACUCCGUCACAGAGACCACAACGAGCUCUCACUCCGUCACAGAGACCACAACGAGCUCUCACUCCGUCAGAGACCACAACGAGCUCUCACUCCGUCACAACGACCACGACGAGCUCUCACUCCGUCACAGAGACCACAACAAGCUCUCAUUCCGUCACAGAGACCACAACGAGCUCUCACUCCGUCACAGAGACCGCAACGAGCUCUCACUCCGUCACAACGACCACGACGAGCUCUCAUUCCGUCACAGAGACCACAACAAGCUCUCAUUCCGUCACAGAGAGAGGCUUUUGUCUCCGGACGCUCUGGACUACAAAAACUUUGCUCCAGGGCGUCUGUUAAAAGGUUGA
Knipowitschia caucasica is the source of this 1035-nucleotide messenger RNA. The record is from the annotation of a GenBank genome assembly. NCBI's taxonomy places the organism in Eukaryota, Metazoa, Chordata, Actinopteri, Gobiiformes, Gobiidae.